Molecule: messenger RNA, 709 nt
Organism: Monosiga brevicollis MX1
Lineage: Eukaryota; Choanoflagellata; Craspedida; Salpingoecidae
Exons: 2
Molecular function (GO): sulfotransferase activity
Source: RefSeq, a predicted model, not a curated record
CUACUUGCUGGCUACUGAGGCCCAAUUAGAAAUGAUGCAUCGACUAUUGCCCUCGGUGCGCAUGAUCGCCACCCUUCGUAACCCAACGGAUCGCGCCUUCUCACAGUAUCAGCAAGAAUGUCGCCAAGGCUUUGUUUUGAUUGGAAAAAGCCCGGCCGUCAAAGGGAGGGUUGUGUUUGCCCGCAGGCCCGAUUGGGCUUUGCACACUGCCCAACGCCUGGGCCUGGCCAACGUCAGCAAGGAGGACUUUGAAACUGCUACAUUCCCGUGUUCCAACGACCAUUUUCUUGCCAUGCUCAUGGGCAACGGGACCGGGCCUGACAUUGACCUCAGCCGCAGCUUGGCCUUUCGCAUCAUCUCCACUGGCUAUUAUCGCGAACAACUGGACCGAGUGCUCGCAUUGUAUCCACGCAAACAGCUGCAUGUUCUUCUCCACGAGGCGUUUAUGCACAACCCCAUCGCGGAGAUGGAAAAGAUUGAAGACUUUCUCGGUGUGCCCCGCAUGCCUUAUGCCAACAUGACCAGGAUCACAGAUUCGGGCUUUAUCGCGCUGAAAAACGUGCGCAGCAAAGCGGACAAGCUUCGCUACGAGAAGCUCAGCCCAAGCACCCGCGAAAAGCUCGACCGCCUCUACCGCCCCCACAACCAAGGCCUGCUGGACUUUUUUGACAAGGAACAGCUCCGAAAAGCCUGGCACAUCUCCCUCUGA